Messenger RNA from Diaporthe amygdali, 1317 nucleotides. RefSeq lists its product as uncharacterized. NCBI's taxonomy places the organism in Eukaryota, Fungi, Ascomycota, Sordariomycetes, Diaporthales, Diaporthaceae. Bases 1 to 1317 code for a protein of 438 amino acids. The record is from RefSeq and is a predicted model, not a curated record. The transcript has a single exon.
AUGUUCCGCCUCUUCAAGUCCGACUUCUUCAACUUCGAGGCGCUACGGCUACUCAGCUUCACGGCACACGAGGGAGGCGAGGUUGCCGAAUUCAUGGCGGCAGUGGGCCAGAUCACGGAUCUCGACCUAGAGAGCUGGUACAUGGUCUGGAUCGAAGCAGCAUCCAAGGCCGAAGAGUUGGCACGGGAGGCGGAGCUAUCGGGAAACCGUGUGGCCGCGCGACGGGCUUUCUUCCGGGCGUCCAACUAUCAGAGGGCGGCGCAGUUCAUGCUCGACGGCCGCAAGGCAGCGACUGGUCAGGACCCCCGGAUGCUAUACGAUUCUGAGGCGGCCAUCUCCAACUUCUGGCGCGCUGUCAACCUCAUGGACUCGUCGGUGCGAAAGCUCGAGUUGCCCUACUCGCCCUCUGGCUCCGACGACGACAUCAUCAAGCUCCCGGCGUAUCUCCACCUGCCGCACCCGUCCAAGCGGCGGGCGGGCACUCAUUUGCCGCUCCUCUUCAACACGGUGGGCGCGGAUGCGACGCAGGAGGAAAUUUUCUACAUCUUGCCCAUGACAGCGCUGGAGCUGGGAUACGCGGUGCUCACCUUCGAAGGGCCAGGCCAGGGCAUUGUGAUUCGGCGACACAACAUACCCUUCCGCCCCGACUGGGAAACCAUCGUCAGUACCGUCAUCGACUUCACCCUAGCCUACCUCGACAGCCACCCGGAGCUCCCACCCAUCGACAGAGACCGGCUCGCCCUAGCCGGCUCCUCGAUGGGCGGCUAUCUCUCGCUGCGAGGCGCCGCCGACGCACGCAUCAAGGCCUGCGUGGCCAUCGACCCCUUCUACCGGAUGUGGGACAUGCUGAAAGGCCGCGUGCCUGACUCGGCCGCCCAAGCCUUUGCCGUGGACAGCGUGGUGCCAGAGUCGGCGUGGGACGGGUUGUCGGCGGUGCUGGGCUGGUGGAACGUGCAGACGCGGUGGGAGUCCGGGCUGACGAGCUGGAUGCUCGGGGCGAAUUCAACGGCCGACAUGUUCCGGCGCAUGCAGACGUACACGCUCGAGGGCCACCUGGCACGGGUGCAUUGCCCCGUGUUCGUGACGGGCGCGCGCUUCUCGUUGUACUGCCAGCCCGAAGUCAGCACCGAGCGAAUCUGUUCCGAGCUGAUCGGGCAUGGCAACAAGAACGUUGUCAAGUGGAUAGCCGAGGAUCCUGGACAGGGAGGAUUGCAGUCCAAGGUUGGCGCUUUCACCGUGCUCAACCAAAAGAUAUUUGCCUGGCUGGACGGUGUGUUCGGGAUUGAUCGCAAGAUCCAGGCCAAUAACGAGGUUUAG